Molecule: messenger RNA, 816 nt
Organism: Setaria italica (foxtail millet)
Lineage: Eukaryota; Viridiplantae; Streptophyta; Magnoliopsida; Poales; Poaceae
Exons: 1
Coding region: 13-816 (267 amino acids)
Source: RefSeq, a predicted model, not a curated record
CUCCCUUCGCCCAUGGCCGGCCGCCGCGUCCUUCUCCGCGCCGCCGCACUCGGCCUUGCCGCCGCAACGGCGGGGUCCCUGCACGCCGUGUCCAAGUGGACGCCGCCGUGGCCCCUCUCUCCCUUCACCCCGUCCGUCAAGCGCGUCCUCAUGGACUCCACCCAGGGGCUCCAGGCCGCCCUGCACGGCGCCCACUCGCUCUCCGGCGCGCACCUCCGCGACGUCCGCGCCCGCGCCGAGCACGACCUCGCGGUCUCCGAAGUCGACCGCGCCGAGGGCGGUGACCCCGCCGCAGCCGCGGACCUCCGCCUCCUCCUCGCGCUCCUCGCCGCGCGCGACGGGCGCACGGACGAGUCCCUGCGGCUCUACGCGGAGGCCGCCCGCGACAGCCCGUUCGACCGCCGCCCCCGCGCCCUUGCGUACCAUCUCUCUCUCCUCGCCGGGCGGAUGGACGAGGUCGCGCGGUGGAGCGCCUCCUACCGCCGCCUCGUCCCCACCGAGAUCGACGGCUCCGACCUACCGGGACUCGAGUCCCCUGAGACGAGCGAGCUCAUCCGCGAGCUGGUGGUAGCGGCGGCGCUGGGCGGCGUGUACAACGUCACCGACCCGCAUGAGAGGUGGCUCCUUAUCCCCGCGGCCCGCGGCGCGGUGGACAAGGGGCUGGUCGCUGCGCUGCAGGACAAGACGCUGCCCGCCGUAGAAAGGCUUCAGCUCCUAGCGCUGCGCGUGUACCUGCAGGCCAAGGUGUGGCUCCUCGUCAGGAAGGCGGAACGGGACUCCGCCGGCAGUGAUGCUGAGGCAGCUCCGGUUUCUUAA